This is a messenger RNA of Amborella trichopoda, 3229 nucleotides long. The record is from RefSeq and is a predicted model, not a curated record. Lineage: Eukaryota; Viridiplantae; Streptophyta; Magnoliopsida; Amborellales; Amborellaceae.
GAUCCCGAAUCUGCAUCCAGAUGGGCGAUCCCGACCAGAAAUCGCCGGCUUUCAAAAGACUAGCUCGAGCGGUCCAGACAAAUUCGGUAUGAAUCCUAGACUAGGAGCUGCGUGGCCCUCCAAAAGGGUAGGCACUGUGCAUCAUUCUAAAGUUUAUUGGGAUAAUCUAUGUGUGGCUCUACAUGAUCCAUGCAACGCCAAUAGAGAGAGAGAGAUAUUUCAUUUGCUGCAUAAAUUUCACAGAGAGAUUUCAUUUGCUGUAUAAAUUUCAGAGAGAAAGAUUUCAUUUGCCGCAUAAAUUUCAGAACGAAGAUAAGUGCCCCACAUUUUUCAUAUCCUGAUCCGCUCGCCAUGAGGGGCGUAGCCAUGGAGGCCACUCUUAGAGAGAGAAGAAUGGUUAGAGCUUAGAACCCACAAAACAAUAAACAAAUAUAGUAAGAGAGAUAUAUAAAAGGAAGGAAGGAAAAUGCUUCUCACAAUUCCUCCUUCGAGUCUCUUCUUGAGCUCCACUCGCCUCUCUCUCUCCUCGAACUCCACUCUCUCUCCUCCCCACAACUCUCUCUCUCGUCUCCUCGCGUCUUCAAGGGGAUUCAACAGCUCAUUAAGAUGCACUAGACUGCCAGAUGCCCCAGAAAUAGCUCAAGUUCCCUCUGAAGAAAAGAGGGAAGGCCCAGAUCUUCAAACCCUUUUGAGGAGAUUUUGGAAUAUUGCUGCUCCAUAUUGGUCAUCCGAAGACAAAGUUCAAGCCAGAUUAAGACUGGCGGCUGUGUUUGCUCUUACACUGGCAACCACUGGUAUCAGUGUCGGGUUUAAUUUCCUUGGCCGAGACUUCUAUAAUGCACUUGCUAACAAAGACCAAGAACAAUUUACGAAACAACUUCUGUACUACUUGGGGGGUUUUGCUGGAGGAAUUCCGUUCUUUGUCCUCAGGGACUAUGCAAGGGAAACUCUCUCUCUUAGGUGGAGAUCAUGGAUGACAAGUUAUUAUAUGCAACGCUAUUUUGAGAACCAGGCAUUCUACAAAAUCCAGUCCCUCUCGAUAAUAGACAACCCUGAUCAACGUAUUGUUGAUGAUCUUAGUGCCUUUACUGGAACGGCACUCUCAUUUUCGUUAACUCUCUUCAAUGCAGCUGUGGACUUAAUAUCAUUUAGUAAUAUUCUUUAUGGUAUUGAUCCUCCACUAUUCAUUGUGCUUUUGGUUUACUCGCUGGGAGGCACGGCAAUUAGUGUGUUUUUAGGAAAGGGUUUGGUCAGUUUAAAUUUCAUGCAAGAGAAAAAGGAAGCGGAUUUUCGUUAUGGACUUGUACGUGUCAGAGAAAAUGCUGAAUCCAUUGCUUUUUAUGGUGGAGAGGGGAAUGAAAUGCAACUUCUGCUGCUACGCUUUAGAAGAGCUUUUGAGAACCUAAGUCAACUUCUGAUUUCUUCACGAAAUCUGGAGUUCUUCACGAAUGGGUAUCGGUAUCUUAUUCAGAUUCUCCCUGCCGCUGUUGUUGCUCCGAUGUAUUUCGCAGGAAAGAUUGAAUUUGGAGUUAUCAACCAAUCUGUUUCUGCUUUCAAUCAUAUUCUUGGUGACUUUUCACUGAUUAUCUACCAAUUUCAGGCUAUCAGUGCAUUUUCAGCUGUGAUUGAUAGGUUAGGUGAGUUUAAUGAUGUAUUAGAUGAUACUGGUACUUCAUAUAGCUCUGGAGCCAUGCAAGAGAUAAGUAUCUCCUAUGCCAAUGAGAGGCAGUCACAUUCCUUGCAGUCAAAUGGAGCAAUACUUGUAGAAGAAAGGCAUAAGUUACUGGAAAUUAAACAGCUGACAUUGCAAACUCCCCGAAUUAAUGUUACACUAGUCAGGGACCUCUCUUUGGUGGUCCAUAGUAGGGAACAUUUACUGAUUAUGGGUCCAAGUGGAAGUGGUAAGACUUCUUUGUUAAGAGCCAUGGCUGGCCUUUGGAGCUCUGGUAAGGGAAAGAUCACAUUCUAUUUAAAGGAUGCAAGGGAUUCUCAAGAGCCAAAUUCGGAGGAGGCUGCUCCUAUGGAGCUGGAAAAUGCAUCAAAAACAAAGAAAGAACUUGAAAACUUCAACCAAAGAAGAUCUGCAAACAUAUUUUUCCUCCCCCAAAGGCCAUACAUGGUUUUGGGAACACUACGUCAGCAGUUACUAUAUCCUACAUGGAGUGAAAAUGUGAAUGCCACAUCGGAACAAAAUCAGUUUUCUGGUUCUUUGCCGUUUUUGUUCAAAGCACCAAAUUCUAAGGAAAUAUAUGAAAAUGGUAUGAAACCCACUGAUGAAGAUCUCAGCAGAGUGCUAAAGACUGUGCAACUUGGUGAUGUAGCAGAUCGCUUUAAUGGCCUCGAUUCCAUUUUUGAGUGGUCAAGUGUCCUUUCACUUGGUGAGCAGCAACGCCUUGCAUUUGCCCGUUUGUUGUUAGCUCGGCCCCAGUUGGCAUUGCUCGACGAAGCCACCAGUGCAUUAGAUGAAACCAAUGAGGCUCAUCUCUAUAAAAUGAUUGAAGCAGCUGGGAUUACAUAUAUAAGCGUUGGUCAUAGGAGGACACUUUGUGAUUUUCAUAGCCAAAUUCUCCGGAUAGGCCAGCCAGAUUCUGAAGAUUUUGGUCAAAAAGGCUGGGUUCUUGAAUCCAUGAACCUUGCGCCCACCUUAAAUACUGUGGAGCCAGCAGUGUGAACACACCCAAAAAUCAUGCAGAGACUAUGGCUAUUCUUAAUAGCACAGAGGGAUUUCAUGAAGUGUUGGCUCAGGUACUUUACUGCAGUCAAAACUUUGUUACCGAGGUCAAAGCUUAAUGUCUGGCCUUUUGCUCGCUUGGGUUUGGGCCAUUAAAACAUCUUAUUCUUCUUUUUUAUUUAUUUAUUUAAAAUUUUGGCCCAUAUAUGGGAUGAAAUUUCAUGGGAAUUUGGUCAGAUGGUGGCUUGAAAGUAAUUCAUUCAGCCAUAAGGUUCUCUUAAGCAUGGCUGCUGUAGAAGCUAGAGACCCUGAAGGCAAAGAGUUGAGAAUCCAAUCUAUUACCUAUCAAUCAGGUGAUUUGAUUUUAGGAAUUUGGCUAAAGCAUGAGUAUCUUUUAUAUUCUUUGCUCCUUUUUCUUUUCUACUCGAGCAUAUGGUAACGAGACCCUGAUGGGAAUUCAAGGAAAGACAGAGCAAUGGUAAUCUUUUCAUUUGCUAUUAAUGCACAGAAAAGCAUACAAUAAGACCGUUUUCCUUCAUAACAAGAUGAUUAUCACCA